CGCAGACGACACUUCACAAAGUUCUUGGCUAGGAAGUGAUGUGAGGGUACCAGAGUGGGGGUGACAAAAAGAGAGUCCCUCUUCGCCGAGUUCACCCUGGACACAGGCUCUUCAGCCCACUGAAUGGAUGGGGACAGCCAGCAGAGCCUCCUAGGACCCCUACCGCUGGUGACAAGCCCACCUUUGUGCCUCUGUACAAGUUCAUGAACACCCAGUACUUUGGAGACAUUGGAUUGGGAACGCCUCCUCAGAACUUCACGGUUGUCUUUGACACGGGUUCUUCCAACUUGUGGGUCCCCUCCGUGAGAUGUCAUUUCUUCAGUUUGCCCUGCUGGUUUCACCGUCGUUUCAAUCCCAAGGCCUCCAGCUCCUUUCGGCCCAACGGGACCAAGCUUGCCAUUCAGUAUGGGUCUGGGCAGCUGACCGGAAUCCUGAGCCAGGAUAAUCUGACUAUCGGGGAAAUCCGCGGUGUCUCUGUGACGUUUGGAGAGGCUCUGUGGGAGUCCAGCAUGGUCUUUACUUUGGCUCACUUUGAUGGGAUCCUGGGCCUCGGUUUCCCAUCUCUGGCUGUAGAUGGAGUUCAGCCUCCACUGGACGCAAUGGUGGAGCAGGGGCUGCUGCAGAAGCCCAUCUUCUCCUUUUACCUCAACAGAGACGCCGAAGGGUCUGAUGGAGGAGAGCUGGUCCUGGGGGGCUCAGACCCAGCUCACUACAUACCUCCCCUCACCUUCAUUCCAGUCACCAUCCCUGCCUACUGGCAGGUCCACAUGGAGAGUGUAAAUGUUGGUACAGGGCUGAGUCUUUGUGCCCAGGGCUGUGGUGUCAUCCUAGACACAGGCACAUCUCUAAUCACAGGACCUAGUGAGGAGAUCCAUGCCUUGAAUAAGGCUAUUGGGGGACUUCCCUUCCUGGCUGGGCAGUACUUCAUUCAGUGUUCCAAGACCCCAGAGCUCCCCACUGUCUCCUUCCGCCUUGGUGGAGUCUGGUUUAACCUCACAGGCCAGGACUAUGUCAUUAAGAUUCUUAACAGUGAUGAUGUUGGCCUCUGCCUAUUGGGCUUCCAGGCCUUGGACAUCCCGAAGCCUGCAGGACCCCUCUGGAUCCUCGGAGACGUCUUUUUGGGGCCCUACGUGGCGGUCUUCGACAGAGGGGUCAAAACCGUUGGCCCGCGUGUGGGUCUGGCGCGUGCUCGGUCUCGUGCAACUGUACCAGCAGGAAGAAAGGCUGCGCAAACGCAGUUCCUCAGAGGACAUUCUGGUUAGGGUACAUGCACACAGGGCCACAGAGGCCGUGCUUCUUUCCAA
Messenger RNA from Cricetulus griseus (Chinese hamster), 1304 nucleotides. The record is from RefSeq and is a predicted model, not a curated record. NCBI's taxonomy places the organism in Eukaryota, Metazoa, Chordata, Mammalia, Rodentia, Cricetidae.